Mesoplodon densirostris (Blainville's beaked whale) is the source of this 455-nucleotide messenger RNA. RefSeq names its product large ribosomal subunit protein uL11-like. Gene Ontology annotation, biological process: translation. The transcript has a single exon. Lineage: Eukaryota; Metazoa; Chordata; Mammalia; Artiodactyla; Ziphiidae. The coding region runs from base 9 to 455 and encodes 148 amino acids. Gene Ontology annotation, cellular component: cytosolic large ribosomal subunit; ribosome. The record is from RefSeq and is a predicted model, not a curated record. Gene Ontology annotation, molecular function: large ribosomal subunit rRNA binding; structural constituent of ribosome.
CCUCCACCAUGCUGCCUAAGUUCGACCCCAACAAGAUCAAAGUCGUGUACCUGAGGUGCACCAGUGGGGAAGUCGGUGCCACAUCAGCCCUGGCCCCCAAGAUCGGCCCCCUGGGUCUGUCUCCAAAAAAGGUUGGUGAUGACAUCACCAAGGCAACUGGUGAUUGGAAGGGUCUGAGGAUUACAGUGAAACCGACCAUUCAGAACAUACAGGCCCAGAUGGAGGUGGUACCUUCUGCCUCUACCCUGAUCAUCAAAGCCCUCAAGGAACUGCCAAGAGACAGAAAGAAGCAGAAAAACAUUAAGCACAGCGGAAACAUCAUUUUUGAUGUGAUUGUCAACAUCGCCCAACAGAUGUGGCAUCGAUCUUUAGCUAGAGAACUCUCUGGAACCAUUAAAGAGAUCCUGGGGACUGCCCAGUCUGGGCUGCAGUGUGGAUGGCCACCACCCUCAUGA